GUAAGAGCUGCCAGAGGCCGGAAUUAUUUCCUGGGGAAAGCGCAGCAGGCUGGGAAAGCGUUUCCGGAAGGUUGGCUAUAUCCCGCAGUUGGGCUCGAAGGCUGCUUGGGUAGGCGACGGCAGCAUAAUAGUAGCCGCCGCCGAAGAGAAGAAGACCGAGCGGCUGACUGCAGGCGCGGAGAGGGCAAGCUUGGGAGUAACAUAGUUCCGCUGAAUGCUUUGAAAACAGCUGACAACACGGGAUAAUGUGCUGACUGGCGCUAUGGGCAGGCGAUACCCAGGGGCUCACUAUCGUCAAAGCAAUUCAUUUGACUCUGGAGUGGAAACCUUGGCUGAGUUUAUGGCAAGCAACAGCGCAACAGACAUUGUGAAUCGGAACGGUCCUGCCACUCCACCCAACACCCUUCACCUGCGCUCCUCCCACAACGAACUGCUGAAUGCUGAAAUCAAGCACACGGAAGUCAAGAACAGCACCCCUCCGAAAUGCCGGAAAAAAUAUGCACUGACUAACCUUCAGACAGCCAUGGGCCUUUCUGAUCCUGCUGCACAGCCCCUCCUGGGCAGCAAUUCCUCCAACAUAAAGUUGGUUAAGAAUGGAGAGAACCAGCUUAGGAAAGCAGCAGAACAGGGGCAGCAGGAUCCCAAUAAAAACCUGACUGCUCCGACCUCUGCUGCAGGCAUAAACAUAACUUCUGAGAAGUUGGAGGGGAAAGAGCCAAACCAGCAGGAUUCUUCAGGUAGUGAAAUACUGCCCACACAACACCGGAGAACCAAGAGCUUCCUAAAUUACUAUGCAGAUCUCGAGACUUCAGCUAGGGACGUUGAUCAGAAUUACGGGGACACCCAAGUGGUGGGAGAGGAGAAACUGUCCUCUCAAUGCAACAGCCAGGGACCUAUGGUCAUUGUGAACGGGGAUGCAGUGCCUCGGAAACAAACCCUGUCAAUGAGUCCAGAAGAUGGACAGGUAGCAACCAUAUCAUCAAGUCCGGAGACGAAAAAGGAUCAUCCAAAAACUGGCGCGAAAACAGAUUGUGCGCUACACAGGAUUCAGAACUUGGCUCCAAGUGAUGAAGACUCUAGUUGGACAACACUGUCACAAGACAGUGCUUCUCCAAGUUCACCAGAUGAAACAGUAGAUAUAUGGAGUGAUCACUCGUUUCAGACAGACCCCGACUUACCGCCAGGCUGGAAAAAGAUCAGUGACAUAGCUGGGAUCUAUUAUUGGCACAUACCAACUGGAACAACCCAGUGGGAACGUCCCGUGUCCAUACCGACAGAUCUUCAGGGCUCACGAAAAGGAUCACUUAGUUCAAUUACAUCGUCUCCCACUCCAGAAACGGAGAAACAGCCAUGGAGUGAUUUUGCUGUACUGAAUGGGGGAAAGAUUAAUAGUGACAUUUGGAAGGACCUUCAUGCAGCCACAGUGAAUCCUGACCCCAGUUUGAAAGAGUUUGAAGGAGCAACGUUGCGCUAUGCCUCUUUGAAGCUCAGAAAUGUCCCACAGUGCGAUGAAGAUGAUUCCUGCAGUAUCAACAGUGACCCAGAAGCAAAGUGCUUUGCUGUUCGUUCUUUGGGAUGGGUAGAAAUGGCAGAGGAAGAUUUGGCUCCUGGAAAAAGCAGUGUCGCUGUAAACAAUUGCAUCCGGCAGCUGUCUUAUUGUAAAAAUGAUAUACGAGACACAGUUGGCAUUUGGGGAGAGGGGAAAGACAUGUAUCUUAUCCUGGAGAAUGACAUGCUAAAUUUGGUUGACCCCAUGGAUCGCAGUAUUCUUCAUUCUCAGCCCAUCGUAAGCAUCCGAGUCUGGGGAGUAGGCCGUGACAAUGGCCGGGACUUCGCCUACGUAGCAAGAGACCGAGAGACAAGGAUUUUGAAAUGCCACGUGUUUCGAUGUGACACCCCAGCAAAAGCCAUUGCCACAAGCCUGCACGAAAUCUGUUCUAAGAUUAUGGCUGAACGGAAGAAUGCCAAAGCUGUGGCUUGCACUUCGUUACAAGAACGGACGAAUGUCACCCUUGAUGUUCCCUUACAAGUAGAUUUCCCAACACCAAAGACUGAGCUGGUCCAGAAGUUCCAUGUACAAUACCUGGGCAUGUUGCCUGUAACUAAGCCAGUGGGUAUGGACACACUGAACAGUGCUAUAGAAAGUCUCAUGGGUUCUUCCAGCAGAGAGGACUGGAUGUCUGUCACCAUGAACGUUGCUGAUGCUACAGUGACAGUCAUCAGUGAAGGAAAUGAAGAGGAAAUUGUGGUGGAAUGCCGUGUGCGGUUCUUGUCGUUUAUGGGAGUGGGUAAGGAUGUCCAUACGUUUGCCUUCAUUAUGGAUACGGGAAACCAGCAUUUCGAGUGCCACGUUUUCUGGUGUGAGCCCAAUGCUGGCAAUGUAUCAGAAGCUGUUCAGGCUGCUUGUAUGCUACGGUAUCAGAAGUGCUUGGUAGCGAGACCACCUUCACAAAAAAUCCGGCCACCACCUCCUCCUGCAGACUCAAUGAGCAGAAGAGUCACAACUAAUGUAAAACGGGGGGUAUUGUCCCUCAUUGACACUUUGAAACAGAAACGCCCUGUUACCGACACGCCAUAGCAGCUUUGCGGGAAAACAAGGUUUCUUAAAACAUCUAGCAGAAGAUACAGUAGCCACAUUAAAGAAGAUGAACUGAUUUUUGGCCUUCCAGUUUAAAUUGGUGAUGCUUUGUCUUCAGAAAAUUUACCCAUAUCAAAAUAAUAUUAGACAAGCAUGUUCUCUCGUUCUUGCCACCAUCAUGUGAUAUGAAAAGAAGCAUGAGUAUUUUUAUUUUUAUUUUUUUUGCUGUGAGUUACGCAUCAUGAGAAGUGGAAGGUCUGCUUUCCAACUGUAAAUAUUAUGAACAUUACUUAACUUCACCCAUCCACAAGAAAGGAAUCUGGCACAUCACUCCUGACCCCUGGAGAGAACCAAAUCCAAAUUGAUACCAUCACCAUCCCGAGCUCGAUUUGUCACAAACAGUCCUUAAAUCCUGCUGCACUUUGUCCUCAUUUUAAACACUGAAGUACAUACCAAGUAUUAGUUACUAUUGUAUUACUGUAAUAUGAAUACUGAGCUUAUUAUUUCUUACAAAACUGCAUUCAUUAAUCAAUCUUCCAUCUUGUGCACUAUAGUAAUCAUUUUUAAUCUUUUGUGUCUGCAAGUUGAGUACGCUUCAGUAUGACAAGUUUCUUACACAAAGAGCACUUCUAAGUAGGAAAGAGUGUGCAAACAAUAUUAUAACUUGUGACAAUCACAUUUAUCUGUUCCAUUACAUAUACCAAUGCUGGGAAGGUAGCCCUGGUCACCUUUUCCCAGUAUCCAUGUAAACACAACAAAAUAGAUAGAUGUGCAAUAUUGUCACAUCACACAAACAUGUAGUUUGUGUGCAUUUUCUUAUGUUGAAGUGCUGCCCAUGUGGGAAAUCUGUCAUACUUGAAGUAGCCUUCAGACUUGAAAUUGUGUUUGUUUAAAUGCUAAAUCAGAGUUCAGAAAACACUUUGGGAAGACGUGUUAGCUUUCUGUUUUGAGACAGACAAACCCCAGCACUGGUGACACUGAGGCUUAAGUGCCCCUUACAUUGUCAUAGAUGCUGGCCUGUGUGUUUGUAUAUAUUCAGCCUGAUACAUGGGGAAACUAAGAAUUGGCUUAUGAGUCUAGGAUAAAAAAAAAAGUAAAACAAAACCAAUGGCCUUCCCCUAUGACAAGGUGCAUGCAGUAGAAUAGGCCCAUGCAUUGAAAAGUGUAAGUGGUACUUGACAAAGUAGCAAACAGAUAUCAGUGCAUCAGAAAUGGAGUUUCAGUAAUACAGCAUGAGAAAAACAUCUUUAAUGAGAAGGGGAUGGAAAACUCAUGUUACUUUCCUUACUAGGUUGUCUUGUGCAACUCUAAUGGUGAGUUUACAUGAUUUUUUCCUUACUUGAGUUUUAACAUUGGAAAUAGGUUCUAUUUCACUGCUUCCCACCAAGGCUGGGUGCUGAGCCAGUAGUUUUAUGGCACACAUUAAUUAAAUUUUUGCUGUGCAAGAUCCAUUCUAAUUUGCAGGCUUCUGAGAAACUAUAUUUUACUGCAAGUUAAACUAAGAAAUUAUACAUUCUGUAAUAGAUUUUGUGUGUUUAAUGCAGAAGUCAGACAGUGUUUGACCUCUGAAAUUCCAAGGAAAAUUUGUCAUGUUGCAGCUUCCAUGACAAACACCACAGGGAAGUUCCUUCUAACUUCUAAUUGCACCUUACAUUGUGUGUUGUUUCAAGUGGCUCUUUAAUGUUUUUCAUGUGUACUAUUUAUCAUUCAUAUAAUAUGUAGCACAAGUUCACCUGCAAAGGAAAAGCCUUAGAACCCCAUUUAUGCUGUGGUCAGUCAUGCCUUUGGGCAGUGGUAGAAGUCAGGCUAGUACAGUGUAUCGGAUGGACAUGCCGGAAGGGCAGGGAAACCAGCCAUGGCUUUUGCACACCUUCUCUUACCUCCCUGCUCCCACUACCCAGAGCACAGAAAACCUUUCACAGAGAACAGGAGAUGAUAUACAUUAAUGGCUUCAGAAAUGCCCCUCUCCCUGACAUUUUUUCCCCACCAAAAGAUGAUGAAUGCAAUCUUACCUCCAAUUUGUACAAAACGUUUGAGCUGCAGAGGGGGAAGGCUAAUCAGCGUAAGACUCACUCACUCUCCUGCCAUGUGCGCAAAAGGCAUGUGUGAAUCAGCUUACAGCAGCUUUCCGGCAAGCUGGCGUUGUCCAGCAGUGUUGGGACUAUAUCUCCCAUUUCCCUUGUGGAUUGUAACAGGUGUAGUCCAACUUAUCCAGAGGGCAUAAACUUGGGGAAGGCUGGCCUAUCGUGCCCCAACAAGGCAGUAGGUAGAAUGCCAGCCUUUAAAAAUGCAGCAGGAAUAGAGAGAUUACAAAACACAAAUCACGUCCCAUGCGAAUACUGUUUCUGUUUAGGAAAGGUGUGUACAUAAGCAUGCAGGACAGGUGCUCAAAUCUGUUUUGCCUACAUUUGAAGCUAUUAGCUAAUUAUAGCUUCCCACCAUGAGCGUACACAGCAAAGUAGAAAUGUGUGUUGUGCCCGUACGCACACUCUUCCUUCACACAAAAAAUGGGAGCGGGCAAUAGUUUGUUAUAAACUGGUUCUGAGGCAAGUGAAAAUGGCUGGAGAAAAAUACUACAAAAGGGAGAAACUGGGAACAGGACAGCAAGAACCAACAUGAAGUGCUUAAAAGAAAAUCUCUGCAGCCGCAAGUACUUUCAUUUUUCUCACACCUUUUCUCUCCCCGAAAGGUUCUCUUCCUUUUUACUCGUACUCCAAGGAACAGUAGCUGCUGUCAAGAAUUGUGCUAACUUGUUUUACAUUAUCCAUAGGCAACAUAAGACUACUUUACAUGUGCAUAUUUGUCUCUUGGUGACUGGAACAUCAAGUAGCGACUUGCAUGUGUUAUUGUGCCACCGUUCCGCAUCCCUUUCGUAUCACCUUACACUGCUUCUCAGUGGAGCAAUUCAUGCAUUCCACUGCAGGUCCUCAAGUACUGAAUAAUCAUACAUACAUGUGUAAAUUACAGCCCACAAUGCUCAAGAUCUACCAGAUGAAAAACACAUUUAUAAUGGUCUUCCUCCAUUUUAAGAGGUAUUUAUUGCAGGGUAAUAAGACCAGAAUGCAUUAAGAUACACAAAUCUUUUUAGUUUAAAGAAACCCUUUUUAUUUUCGAGUUAACUGACAUCACCACCUAUGCAAAGGAAGUAUAGGGGAAUUUGUCUUCUGUGUGGGAAAAGAAAUAACCCUAAAGGAGUACAGCUGCAUAGUUUAAUAGAUGUAAAAAAUUAGGGUUACAGACAAGUCAAGCACAUAGUACUUUUAAAGUAGGCAAAUUCUUGGCUCAAUCUUAGCCAAGUACUUCCAUUCUCAGCUCAUGUAAAGAAACAUCAGUUUUUCACAGGAAGUGCAUGCUGGCUAAUGGCAGGCAUCCGUCUCAAUAGUUAUUCGUAACAAUUCAGUAAAUUGUACACAAAUAGGUUUUUUAAUUAUUACAUGGCUAUUCCCUAUGAUCACAGCUACUUCACAGGAAAUUAAUCCUAGCUACUUUACAGGAAAUUCAGUUGUAUCUAAUUAUCCAGCAGAUAGUUUCUGGAGCACAACCUUUUCACAUUCAGCAGAAAUGCUAGAUAGAAAUGAACGCUAAAGGCAUCAAGAAAACAAAAUACCUUUUUUAAAGUAGUUUUGGAUUCAUUGCCACAUUGUGUUUAGUUUUCAGUGUUAAGUUGCACUAGCUGAGAGUGGCAUCUUCAUUCCAUAAAUCAAACGUUUUAUACCUAGCCAGGAAACUUACUUAGCUGAACUUUGUUUAUGGAACUUCUACGUACAGAGGCAGUAUAUUUCUCUGACUACCAGAUGCUGAGGACAAACACAAUAGGAAGGCCAUCAUCUUUAUGUCCUGCUUGUGAGCUUCCAGAGGCAUCAAGGUGACCACAGCUGGAAACAAUGCCGGAUUAGAUGGAGCUUGGUCUGAUCCAGUAAGGCAGUUCUUUUCAUGAAAAACACAA
Elgaria multicarinata webbii is the source of this 6524-nucleotide messenger RNA. RefSeq names its product amyloid beta precursor protein binding family B member 2 (gene APBB2). Gene Ontology annotation, biological process: regulation of DNA-templated transcription. Gene Ontology annotation, cellular component: nucleus; cytoplasm. Gene Ontology annotation, molecular function: amyloid-beta binding; transcription factor binding. The record is from RefSeq and is a predicted model, not a curated record. Lineage: Eukaryota; Metazoa; Chordata; Lepidosauria; Squamata; Anguidae. The transcript is spliced from 15 exons. Bases 263 to 2578 code for a protein of 771 amino acids.